Messenger RNA from Cornus florida, 2211 nucleotides. RefSeq names its product putative proline-rich receptor-like protein kinase PERK6. Bases 48 to 1898 code for a protein of 616 amino acids. The transcript is spliced from 8 exons. Lineage: Eukaryota; Viridiplantae; Streptophyta; Magnoliopsida; Cornales; Cornaceae. Gene Ontology annotation, molecular function: ATP binding; protein kinase activity. The record is from RefSeq and is a predicted model, not a curated record. Gene Ontology annotation, biological process: protein phosphorylation.
UGUUUGGUGGAGUGGCGGGUACGUUAAUCAAUAUUGUGACUUAAAUCAUGACCAAAAGUGCCAAGAAAGAAACGUCCACUGAGGCUUCUGAGUCAUCGGAUUCUCCUUCUUUAUCACCACCUCCUUCACUUUCACCACCCUCUUCCGGAUCAUCAUCGUCGCCACCAUCAAAAUCCACCCCGCCACCACCAUCUCCACACCAAAAUGUAAAUUCUACUUCCAAAAGUUCAAACUCCUCCUCUACACCUCCUUCAUCUUCUAACCAUAACAGCACUACGCCAAACCAUUCACCUCCCCCGACUGGUCAUAAUAAUCACCAUUCUCCACCUCCACCAUCGCACCGUUCGUCACCAUCGUCACAAGAUCACAACAAAUCAUUAAGUCCAACCGCAACAAAAGAAUUGAUUGGAGGAGCCGUGGUAGGGGGCGGAAUAUUGCUCCUUUUGGUUAUAAUCUGCCUGUUCUGUUGCUGUAGGAGGAAGAAGAGACAGCAGCCUCCUCCAAUGCAGUACUAUAGUGCUCCUGCAGGAAACAGAAAUGACUAUUACAAUAGUGCACAACAUGGGAAUUGGAACAACAAACCACCCCAAUAUUCUGAACAAUAUCAUCAUAACAUGCAUCAUCCACCGCCAAGUGAACACGGAGUUUGGGGGCAACCGCCGCCACCACCGCCAUUGAUGAGCGCUGACAUGGCAUCCUCUAAUUUCUCUGCUCCAUACCAAGCCGUGCCGCCUCCACACCCUGCCAUGGCUCUUGGGUUCAACACAAGCUCCUUCAGCUAUGAGGACCUAGCAACUGCAACCGGAGGGUUUGCCAAGUCUAACCUCUUGGGACAAGGCGGGUUUGGGUAUGUUCACAAAGGAGUGUUGCCAGAUGGGAGGGAGAUUGCUGUGAAGAGUCUCAAAAAUGGUAGCGGACAGGGAGAGCGAGAAUUUCAGGCCGAAGUUGAUAUUAUCAGUCGUGUCCAUCAUCGCCAUCUUGUGUCGCUUAUUGGGUACUGCAUUGCAGGGGCUCAGAGGAUGUUGGCUUAUGAAUUUGUUUCAAAUAACACACUUGAAUACCAUCUGCAUGGAAAGGAUCGUCCGACAAUGGAGUUUCAAGCAAGACUCAAGAUUGCGAUUGGAGCGGCUAGAGGGUUUGCUUACCUUCAUGAAGAUUGCCACCCUAAAAUUAUCCACCGAGACAUCAAGGCUGCUAAUAUUUUACUUGAUGAUCAAUAUGAAGCCAAGGUGGCAGAUUUCGGACUGGCCAAGCUUUCUAAUGACAACAGCACUCAUGUGUCAACACGUAUUAUGGGAACAUUUGGGUAUUUGGCACCUGAGUAUGCAUCAAGUGGCAAGCUAACUGAGAAGUCUGAUGUUUAUUCCUAUGGUAUUAUGCUCUUGGAACUAAUUACCGGUCGAAGACCUGUGGAUAUUGAAUCUGAUAUGGAUGACACCUUAGUAGACUGGGCUAGGCCUCUUCUAUUGCGCGCUGUAGAUACUGGAGACUACGAAGAGAUGGUGGAUCCGCGGUUGAAGGACAGCUACAAGCACCAUGAGAUGCUGUGUAUGGUAGUGAGUGCUGCUGCUUGCAUUAGGCAUUCUGCUAGGCGGCGUCCGAAAAUGAGCCAGGUUGUGCGUGCACUGGAAGGAGAUGUGUCGUUGGAUGACUUGAACGAGGGGGUGAAACCGGGGCAUAGCAAGAUCUAUGGCUCCGGCUCUGAUUAUGAUGGGAACGGAACUGGCGUGGACAUGAAGAAGUUCAAGAAGGUGAGAGAGUCAAGCCAGGAUUUCUCGAGCAGUGGCGAGCAUGGACUCACCGGAGAGUUCACCAUCAACCCUAAAAUUGUGAAAGGCAAAGACUCAAAUGAAAAGAUCAAAGACUCAAAUGAAAAGAUCAACAAGCACACCCUUUGAGCAAACAAGCUGUUUUUACUUGCAAAUAAAUGAAGAAAUAUAUAUAAAGCUUGUUCUUUUUUUUUUGUGCUCAGUCCAGAGAAGCAUAGAUCAAAAAAAGGCUACAAAACCUUCAUCACUAUGCACUCUCUGAUUUCAGGGGAAUUCCAAUGUUGAGUGGAUCUCACACCCUAAAUGUGCUUAGAUUAAAAUAGGUUGUGGUUGGAAAGAAAAAAAAAAUAAAAGAAAAAAAAACUCAUGCAUGCACAUGCCAGGAUGAAUUAUGAUGACAUUGAAAUUUCUUGUUUUGUAACUAUAUUCAUUAGUGGAGUCA